Hippocampus zosterae (dwarf seahorse) is the source of this 1402-nucleotide messenger RNA. Its product is annotated as rhodopsin. NCBI's taxonomy places the organism in Eukaryota, Metazoa, Chordata, Actinopteri, Syngnathiformes, Syngnathidae. Gene Ontology annotation, cellular component: membrane. Gene Ontology annotation, biological process: G protein-coupled receptor signaling pathway. The transcript has a single exon. Gene Ontology annotation, molecular function: G protein-coupled receptor activity. The record is from RefSeq and is a predicted model, not a curated record. The coding region runs from base 1 to 1029 and encodes 342 amino acids.
AUGGACACUGAGGAGUUGGUUGAAUCCAUUGUCCGAGCGCUCAUGUUCCUGGCGGGGAUCGUCGGGAAUAAUUGGUUGGCCAUCAGUGCCAUCCCUUCCAAAUCUGGCAUCUGCACCAACGACGUGCUCUUCGUCAACCUGGCAGUCUCCAACCUCAUCACCAACUACCUGGUGGACCUCCCCGACACCAUCGCCGACUUCGCCGGCCACUGGUUCAUGGGGGAGACUUUCUGCGGCGUCUUCCGCUUCUGCGCUGACCUGUCGGAGACCAGCAGCAUCUUCACCACCUUCUUCAUUAGCGCCUUUUGGCACCAGAAGUUGGUGGGCUCCCUGAAACGGGGCGGCGCCCCCGUCAAGCUGGACAACGUGGGCCUCGUGCUGGGCCUGCUGGCCGGCAGCUGGGCCACGGCUUUGGCCUUCAGCGUGCCGCACUUUUUCUUCGUGCGCGUGAAGGUGACCAACGAAAGCGAGGAGGACUGCGUGGACGUCUUUCCGGAUGACUUCUCCAGAAAGACGUACGAGGUCUUCUACCUGACGCUGGCUAACGCCCUUCCUCUCGCCGGGUUGCUGUUCGCCAGCGGUCAGAUCGUGGUGACGUUAAUGAAGAACCAGCAGCGGAUCCGGAAUCGAAACGCUGAACUUGACAAGGAUGAAGCUCUUGAAGGAGCCGCCAGGACGGCUUCCAGGCCGAGCGCCACCUUAUCAAACCACGUCUACAUGGGCACGCCCGCCUCAGUUUCCUGUCCAGAUACUCGAAGCGCCUGCGGAGCUCCACCCAAACUGUCCAAGGUGAAUUUGGGGAAGACCAACAGCAGCUCCCAAGUGCGUGCUGCCAAGAGCGUGGUGGCGGUUGCCAGCGUAUUCCUGGUGUGCUGGCUGACUCAUCUGCUGCUCCGCAUCACCAACAACUUUCACACCUCCUUACUGAUGGUGGAGGUGGCCAGCUACAUUGCAGCUUCCUACACCUGCAUCAUCCCCUACAUUUUCCUGCACGGAGUCAAAAAGCUUACAUGCUCAUGCAAAAGAUAGAAAGCGUUGCAUUUUAAAAGCGGCUUUGACCUCGUUUUUGAUCAAUUCCAGUACAUUUGUUAACACAGCAGAGUUAAGUUGCACUUAACUUCAAAGUACAUUUGCAUUCAACCUUUUAGAGGUUUGCUUUUAACUCAUUCAGUACCAGCCAAUUCUAGACCAAGUCUGAAAAGACGUUUAAAAACGUCAUUGGGAGUGAAUGAGUUAAACAUUUGCAAGGUAUAUUUUUUCCCCCCGCAUUUGUGUGCAUGUAGUAUAUACGUUUAUGCUAAAAAUCAUUGGUUUUUUUGGGUGUAAUUUUGUGCGAUGGUUUAUUUGUUCUAAUCAUUAAAAUUGUCAAAUAAAAUCAUGAAAUAUUGAUGUGUACUGAAUC